GACACGGACCUGAACUUGACGGACCGUUUUACACCGGGUCGCUCACGCUUUAAUUUUCAUUUUUUUUUUUUACAUCGCCGUGGCCCUGUGUUUAAAUAUAACGGGAUAUGUUUGACUGAGUAAUGAAUUAUAACAAAGAAUGGAUUUUCAGAGGAUUGAACUGAGUUGAAGAUAUUUAGAUAUUUUAAAAUGGACCUCUCCUUGCUGCUCUCCUCCCUCCCUCAGCCUGUGUCUCCAGCUCAGCCAAUAACAUCUCUACUCUCUUCUCUGAGCGAUCUGAUUAGUUCCUGCCCUGAUAGUGCCCUCCUCUCCGUUGUCUUUAAAGUCAAGCAGCUUUUCUCUGGCGCAGAUUGUGAUUGGCGGCUUUCCUCCACCAAUCACAGCACGGCGUCAGAGCAGGGUGUGGAGCUAGGGUACCUCUCGUUAUCACAAGCUCUGAUUAGCCGCUGCUCCCUGCCACUUGCCGAUGAUGAUGUCAGUUCUGUGGCAGAGUCGCAGUAUGAUGUGAUCAGACUCAGAGUUCAAGCUGUGAGCCACACCCUUGUCUCCCUGCUGAGGGUUGUGGGUAAAAGCAGUGCAGAAGGUGGGGCUGAAUCCAAAGUGGGCGGAGUUUCGGAGAGAAUCCUGUUCACUGUGGCUCCGGACAUCUGUGUGUUCGCUGUUACUCACUUCCAGGUGGCGCCAUGGAGCAGCCCAUCAUCCAGAUCCACUGCACAGGAAGUGAUGGGAGUGCUGCUGGAGGUGGGACCAUGGACGGACUCCGUCCACCUGCUCGUAGGGGAUAGGAAGCACAAGGAGGAUGGGCAAAGGUGUGGGGCCAAGGGGAUUCUGGGACCAGUCCUGGACCUGCUUCAACCUCAGCUCAGCAAGGAGUCAAUGUUUCGCAGUGAAUCGGUGAAGCUGGUAUUCUCCUGGGCCCUGCUCCAGGUGACGCGCCCUGACGUUUCCCAAUACCUGCCUCGGCUCCUGCCACCAUCGCUUCUGCUCACGGACCACUACAGACCAGAGAACUGUAUUUUGGGAGUCCGCUGUCUGCAUCACAUCGUCCUACACACGGCGUGUGCAGAUCUGCGACAGUUGAACAGAGCAGAGGUCCUGUAUCAUGCUGUGUUUAGACUCCUGUGCAACAGCCAACCUCAGGUCACUCAGUGUGUCCUUUCCUAUCUGAUGGACCUGUUGCUGGUUUUGGAGAAGCACCCUUUGUCUCCAAGCACCACCCCCUCUCGGAGAUCUGCCAGCCGCCAUGAUGACGUUUUGAGAAUGGUCCUGACGCAGAUGGAGGGGGAGCAUAAGCUGGCUCUGCGGCGGGUUUAUGCCUCUGCACUUCCUCCACUUGUUGACAGGUGUGGGAUUACAGUCUGCAGACACUUGAAGCGCCUGGAGAGAGUGAUCCUGGAGUACCUGGAGCUCAGUGACCCUCCAGACGAGACCAGCCGAAUCCACAUCCUCCUCACCCUGAACCAGACUCUGCAGACUGCCUGGCCCCGGGUGAACCAGAGGAGAGGACAGCAGCUCCUCAAGGCAGUGCUGCGUUUGCUGGUAGAUGUUUCUUCAGACAUAAAUCUCAAAGACUCAGUGAAGCGAGAGAUUUUUGACCAAUCAGCCGCAAGUAUUCGACUAUUGGACGUCUGCUCCAACAGGACACUACAGUGUCUCCUCCUGCAGGUCGACAGCAGUCAAUGCAGCAAAGACAUCCUACAGGUUUUACACUCAGCAAUGACCAAAACUCCAACGUGAUGGAAACUGUAGAGGGACAAAUAUUGAACCAAAAACCGGGCGAAAGACGGCACUUAACCAAGCAGCUGUCCACUGUUCCCACUUAAAAGCCCAUAGCAGCAGGACAGACGGCAGAACAGCAACAAGUGAAGGAGCACAAGAAAAGGCAAAAAGAUUGUGUAGAAGAUCUGCACAACUGUCUGCUAGGAAUCCCAAAAUGCCUGCUGGUAGUGCAAAUAAAACUGUCCUUGGGAGCAAAUUUUUCACAAUUACAAGUUCCCACAUACACACUACGUGAAAGUAUUUUAUUUUUUAAAAUGUAGUAAAACUAUAACAUUUUUUCCUUUCCACAAAAGUGCAUUUUUCAAUCCUACGGCAACACUGUAUCAUGAUGUGUUUUUAGUUGAGAAGGCUGUGAGAGGCUCUGAGAAAGCUGCUUGAUUUUGGAAAAAAUCUCAUUGGAUAUAAAAAUCCUGUGCGUUUCAUAAGAGAUUUGAAGUGGUCCAACCUACUGGUUUAAGAUUUUUAUUUCCAAAAAACUGGAUAUGUUUGCAGUAGAGAAUCUAUUAUAUUACCUAUAUUUACCUAAAUAAUUGUGUCAGUUCAAAUUGCAAAAGAUUCAUUCUACCAUAUUGUGCUUCCCUACUGUCCAGUCACUCUUGUGAAUGAAUAUCAUUAUUUUAGAAGCUCUAGUGACAAAAUAAUUUCACUUAUUUGUCUUGGCAGAGAAACUAUUGAGUUUCCAAUUUUGUCAGUAAUCAAAGAGGAAACAACCAUAAGCCAGGACACAGCACUAGCAGUUUACCACAGAAUUCGGACAUGUCUUCCACUUCAGUGUUCAAACUGCCUCUUUAUAAUGUUGUGAUGUAAACAUGUUAUUUCUGUUCAUAAACAUUUUUAACUAAAUAGCCAAUGCUAGAAUAUACUUUUAGUAGCAGUAACAGAUCAUGAAUAAAUACAUAUAUAGCAAACAUUUUAUGAAUAACAGUUUUACAGAUGCCAUUAACACUGCAGUACUGACCUAUCAAUGUCUCUCUGUGUGUUAUUUCAGAAAGAAGCUUAACACUUACAGUAAAAAUAUGGAAUGUACAGUGACAAUGUUUUUUGUUCUGUUUUUGCCUAGUAUGAAAAAUUUAAUAAAUUAGAAUGAUUAAGG
Periophthalmus magnuspinnatus is the source of this 2872-nucleotide messenger RNA. RefSeq names its product TELO2 interacting protein 2 (gene tti2). The transcript has 10 exons. NCBI's taxonomy places the organism in Eukaryota, Metazoa, Chordata, Actinopteri, Gobiiformes, Gobiidae. Gene Ontology annotation, cellular component: cytosol; centrosome; nucleoplasm. The record is from RefSeq and is a predicted model, not a curated record. Bases 190 to 1737 code for a protein of 515 amino acids.